Messenger RNA from Staurois parvus, 250 nucleotides. The record is from the annotation of a GenBank genome assembly. Lineage: Eukaryota; Metazoa; Chordata; Amphibia; Anura; Ranidae.
UGCCAGUGCCCAUCAGUGCCACCUACCAGUGCCUCCUCAUCAGUGCCCAUCAGUGCCACCUAUCAUUGUCCAUCAGUGCAAGCUGUCAGUGCCCAUCACUGCAGCCUCAUUAGAGGCACAUCAGUGAAGGAGAAAAAUCACUUAUUUUCAAAAUUUUAUAACAAAAACUAAGAAAAAAACUUUUUUUUCAAAUUUUCAGUGGUUUUUUUGGGUUUUUUUAGCAAAAAAUAAAAAAACCAGAGGUGUUUAA